GACCGCUAGGAGCGAGGGUUGAACAUUGGUCUAUCAUAAUUAUGGCGUUUCUGUUAAUAAUUUUCAUUCCAGCAAUUUUACUGAUCCUUUACCGAAAAUUUCGUCUACUGAAGCCUGACCCUGAACUCGUCAAGUCUUUUCUGCGAGGAGGCCUAUCGGACAAAUCACCAGAGUUAAUCGCGCACAGAGGAGGAUCGGCAGAAGCUCCUGAAAAUACCUUGGCUGCUUUUCGAUCGGCGAAAGAAAAUGGAGCUAUUGGUGUGGAGUUUGACGUUGAUUUCACGAAAGACAGUAGGGCUGUUGUUAUUCAUGAUGCUACCGUUGAUAGGACUACGAAUGGAAGUGGUCCCGUCAGUAGUUUUACUCUGGAAGAAAUUAGAAAAUUGGAUGCAUCGGUGAAACAUCCACUGAGGGUCAACUACUGCAACUUUCUUCUUAGUGAGGCUUCCCUUCUUGCAAAAUACCAGCUAGCAUUUGAAAUAAAGUGGACAGCUCAAUAUCUGAAGAAUCUGUUCUCAAGCUAUCACCUGUAUGAUAAGGCCCUUGUGUGCUGUUAUUUUCCCAGUGUUAUUUAUCAGGUAAGAAAGGUAGAUCCACAAAUUGUGACAGCUCUAGUAUGGUGGAGGGAUACUCUGAGUUAUAUUUUGACAGGAGGGAAGGAACUAUUUGAGAUCAAGAGUUCCAUUAAAGUAUCAGUGUUGAGUUUCUUUGAUAGACUGUGGGAAUCACUCUUGCCUUGGUUUCUUGAUUUUGUUGGCGUUCCCAUUCUGUCUUGUGCCAAGGAGCAUGUGUGCAAGGACAUGUUGGAAAUGUGGAGUGAGCAGGGCAUUCAAGUGGUUGCUUGGACUGUCAAUCACAAGGAAGCAAAGGAAUUCUUUAGAGACUGUCUCAAUUGCCCCAUUAUAACUGAUUGUGUUCUGAGCGAGUCUGUCUGGAAUGAACAGAUGUGAAUUGCAGGCAAAUUCACAACUGUUCAGCCAGUAAAUUGCUAAACUUUAUUUCUACGAGGUCUUAUUUUUGAUGAAAAUUUUUUAUCCAUUUGUUGAGGAAUUUCUUUAGAUAGGGAACAAAAGCUUUGAGAUUGCACACAAAGGGAUAACAUUUGAAUAAGGAUAAAUGAAAAGAUUUCUAUUUAUUCUUGUAAAAUGUAAAUUCAAUAAUCAAAUUUACUUCAGUCUGUGACAUUUGUCAAUGAGAUCAAUUCACUUCAGCGUCUGAAGUGCAAAAUCGAAUGUUUUCUUUUCAAAUGGCAUUUUUCAGUUAUAAGGUAACAAGGUAAUU
Pocillopora damicornis (cauliflower coral) is the source of this 1281-nucleotide messenger RNA. Its product is annotated as glycerophosphodiester phosphodiesterase 1. Gene Ontology annotation, molecular function: glycerophosphodiester phosphodiesterase activity. Gene Ontology annotation, biological process: ethanolamine metabolic process; phospholipid metabolic process; N-acylethanolamine metabolic process. Lineage: Eukaryota; Metazoa; Cnidaria; Anthozoa; Scleractinia; Pocilloporidae. Gene Ontology annotation, cellular component: plasma membrane. The record is from RefSeq and is a predicted model, not a curated record.